ACGCAAAAGACAUCGUAAAAAUCCAUUUAUUGAAAGUGAAUUUCCAUUGUGAAUAAAAAUGCAUAGAAAUAUAUAAUAAAAUAUCAAUUAAAAUACAAAUUCAUCUGGCGUACUUCGACAUCAAGGCAAACGAGUUUCCCACGGUUUCGUAAAAUGCAUUUCGAGAUAUAAAUAAAAUACCGCCGAUUUAUAACGAGCGUGCCGAUCCAAAUCGCAAUUCGCUGAAAAAAAAACACAAUAAUGGGCGACACUUUGGACGAGACUCCGCCCACGCGCCGCGACAAACCGCAAACGUUGAAAAUUGGCCACGACGAGGAAGAGCAGCCGGGUAGGGGUACCGCUUCCACUCCCAGCUCCGCCCCGGCAUCUUCUCCCGCCUCCUCUAUAGCCAUUCCCGCGGCGAGAUGUCCCCGGAAUCGGUUGCGUCACGCGGAACGCGAUCAGAAGCGCGAUCAUUCCAGCGACGGUCUGGUCUCGUCUGAGAACCGGCGGGAGGAGUUCGGAGUCGGUCUCGAGCCACAGCCGCGUCGCGAAAGUCUCAAUAACUGCGAGGCCGGCAGUCCGGUGGCAUUCUCCAGCAGCUUUGGCAAGACGGCAGCACGUCUAUCCGGCUCCAGGUACCCGUCCGGCGCGGCUGGCACUGGCAGCGGCGGCAUCGGCGUCAGCGUCCUGGGCACCGGCGGUCUGGGGGGCACCACCACCCGCAAGUGCGUCCUGACGCUGGACGGGUACUCCUAUGUUAUAGUUGCCAGCACGCCGGAGAGUUUGCCCAGCAAGCGGGACGAGAGCAGCGUUGGGUCGGGCACCGCCGGCGGAAGCGGAAGCGGUAGCGGCAGUAGUGGUGCCAUAUCUGGCAGUGGUGCAGCGAGUGGGUCGACUGGAAACGGACCUGGUGCUGGUUCUGGUACCGCUGCGGCAGUUGGUGGAGCUACUACGCCCGGACAAGAGGCAGCCAGUCCCACGGUCACCGAGUUUGCGGGCAUCGGCUCAAAUGCGACAAUAAAUGGUCAAGUGGCAAGACACGGCUCACUGACGAUUAUACGCCGCACAAAUAGCCGUAACUUUACGCAAAUCGACUCCCAGCAGACCACCCAGCAGCAGCUAGCAUCUCCCUCAGCCACCGUUUCCAGCAGCAGCACCACCGCCACCACUGGGGCACCACUUCACGGCCAGACGCCGAUCAGCGAACCACUUGCGGAUCGAUUGGGCUUCCGAUCUGGUAGCAACGGAUCAUCAGCGUCUGCCGGCCAUCAGGUGUCCUUCUCCGGAUCAGGACCGGGAGCAUCCGCCAGUGCCAGUGCCAUCGCCUUCGCCGCCGCCAAAAUGCAACCAUCGUCGCCGAAUGCCACCAACUAUAUGCCCGACAAUAUUGGCGCCUCGUCAGCCACUUUGUCGCAAACGGAAAUGAAAUCGUGUCGCGAAUCGACUGACGGUACCAAUAAUACCCAUCCAUCGAUCAAUGUCGGUGGCGCUUGCUCCUUCAUUCGGAAGGAGUCGGCCGAGCCCCAAGGCGAGUCACUCGGUCAGUCGGAGUCGCCCUCGAAUCUCUCGUUCAGUGCCGGAAUAUGGGAAACCGAAAGUUUGCCGGCCGUCGAUACGCCAGACGCCCUUAACAAAGCGGCCGGGAGAAUACGCAGUCUUCUCCGCCGCAUGGAUCACGAGACCGUGGCCUACGAGGACAUGCAGCGCAAUCUGCAUUAUGCGGCUCGAGUUCUCGAAGCGGUCUUCAUUGACGAAUCAAGAAGCCCCACAUCAGGUAAAACAAAGUUGGGGCAGAUUGCGUCCUCAUCCGUUGAGAGCGAAGACAGAGAGGGCUGCAAUGGCAAUUGCAAGAACCUGAAUUGCAGUCGCCAUAGCCACGGGCGGGAUGAUCAGCAGCAGGAUAACAAUAAUUCCAACAGCAGCUGCAGUCUGCAGAAGCCGGAGGAAAAGUCCGGGGAAGAGGUGGCAGCUGGAGGUGGAGCGCCGCCUGAGCCGGGAGACAAUCAGGAGGAGGGUGGAGGUCAAAUAGAGAGUCGCACCAAGGGCGUUUCGCUGGCACCACAAACCCACGGCGGACCUACUGGCCCGCCGCCUCAGGAUGCCACAACACCUACCCAAAGCUCCACCACCACCUCAACCCCCACCAGCAAAUUACAGCCAGCCCUGGAGACUGUAAGGGAAUCGGUAAUGGAAGAGAGCUCGGCCAAAGAUGCGACUUUGAAACCUGCAACCACACCAUCAUCCACACCCACAGCCACAGCCCCAGCGACAUCCACAGCGGCGGCGGGAAGUGUUGUUGCCAGCAGUUGUAGCAGUAAUCCAGCAACCGUGCACCGGCAGCGCCGCCUGAGGACUCCCACCUGGGCCAGGUCCAUGUCGACGAACAAAACGCGCCUGGCGGACGAGGACGAUGAGCUGUCGGAGGUGCAGCCGGAUGCUGUGCCGCCGGAGGUGCGCGAGUGGCUGGCCUCGACCUUCACCCGCCAGAUGGCCACCAGCCGGCGCAAGAGCGACGAGAAGCCCAAGUUCCGUUCGGUGGCCCACGCGAUCCGGGCGGGCAUCUUUGUGGACCGCAUGUACCGCCGGGUCUCCAGCUCGGCCCUUACGGCCUUCCCGCCCGAUGUGGUCAGGUUGCUCAAGAAUUUGGACGACUGGACAUUCGAUGUGUUCGCACUAACUGAGGCGGCCAGUGGCCAGGUGGUUAAAUAUGUGGCCUAUGAGCUAUUCAAUCGCUACGGAUCAAUCCAUAAGUUCAAGAUAGCGCCCGGAACCCUAGAGGCGUUUCUCUACCGCGUAGAGGAGGGCUACUGCCGGUACAGGAAUCCGUACCACAACAAUCUCCAUGCCGUGGACGUGAUGCAGACGAUCCACUAUUGCCUGUGCAACACCGGCCUGAUGAACUGGCUGACGGACCUCGAGAUCUUUGCCUCGCUGCUGGCCGCUCUGCUCCACGACUACGAGCACACGGGCACCACCAACAACUUCCAUGUGAUGUCCGGCUCGGAGACGGCACUCUUGUACAACGACCGAGCUGUUUUGGAGAACCACCAUGCCAGCGCCAGUUUCCGGCUCCUGCGCGAAGACGAAUACAACAUCCUUUCACACUUGUCGCGCGAGGAGUUCCGCGAACUGCGAGGCCUCAUCAUUGAGAUGGUUCUGGGCACCGACAUGACCAAUCACUUCCAGCAGAUGAAGGCCAUGCGCCAGCUGCUCACGAUCCAGGAGGCGUCCAUAGACAAGCAGAAGGCACUCUCCCUGGUCCUCCACUGCUGCGACAUCUCGCACCCGGCCAAGCAAUGGGGAGUCCACCACCGCUGGACGAUGCUCCUGCUGGAGGAGUUCUUCCGCCAGGGCGAUCUCGAAAAGGAACUGGGCCUGCCCUUCAGCCCGCUGUGCGAUCGCAACAACACCCUGGUGGCCGAGUCACAGAUCUGCUUUAUAGACUUUAUUGUGGAGCCGAGCAUGGGCGUACUGUCCGAUAUGCUCGAGUACAUCCUGGCGCCGAUAGCCCCCAUGUCUAAAGGCAAGCCGGGUACCGUCAUAGAACACGAGGUCGUCGGACCGGCCGGCGCCUCCUUCAUCUCGUCUAGCGCCUCUAAAUCAAGUGAUCGGAGGGAAGAUAAGUCCACCGCCGAAUGCUCCACUACUGCGAGCAUGGCCCGGAAGAGCCUUACCAGCAGCACCGCCAGCAAGUUCAGCAUCCCGAAGCCCUGGCUCGCUUGCCUCGCCGAAAACAAAAAGAUCUGGAAGGAGCAGUCCGUUAAAGAUGCCGAGGCGAGGGCCCUGGCCACCGCAGCAGAGGAAGCUGCAGCCGCAGCUGCUGCGGCGGAAGAGGAGGAGAGCAAGCCGGCCGCGGCGGAAACGGAAACGGCUGCUGACGGCAAUGGCGGCAAUGGCGACGGCGGUCAAGGUGAGGAGGCGGCCGCAGAGCCUGCAGAUGGCGCCACCUAAAUUGCACACCUAAAAUCCAAAAGUCGAAAAAAACAAAAUCACAGAAGAAGGAGACUUCGGAACGAAAAAGGAUUAGCACAGUGAAGGCCACUGAAGGAGGAUUUCCGAACGGAUAAUAUUUACUAAGCUUAGAAGCAGCAUAGAUUAUGAUUAGAAAAUCGCUUCAGAUGCGCUCUCUAUGUGAAUUGUGGUAGAAUUAUACUUACGUACAUCAUCUAUUUAGGCUUAGUUGUGGAUCGGCAAGCGGGUCGUCAUUAAUAUCUAUAUAUAUAUAUAUGUAUAAAUACUGUAUACUUUGUUGUUGCAAGCAAAAACUAAGGCCAAGCACAAAAACAAACGAGUAAUGUUCCAGUUUUCGUAGAUGUAUGUAAAUAGCGAAGGAGUUCAACUGAAAUCUGUUGUGAAUUUGUUGGUUCGUUUCGAGCAUUUAUACUUAGACUUGAAUUGUACUUGUCUCUUAUUUUUAUUAGUUAUAGUCAAAUGUGGAAUUUAUUAUAUUGUUUUCAAUAAGUUCGAUGUAUCCAGUUUCGUUCUAAUUAAACGCAUAUCCUUUUGUAA
Drosophila bipectinata is the source of this 4491-nucleotide messenger RNA. It is a transcript of the gene Pde1c, whose product is annotated as Phosphodiesterase 1c. The record is from RefSeq and is a predicted model, not a curated record. Gene Ontology annotation, molecular function: calmodulin-activated 3',5'-cyclic-GMP phosphodiesterase activity; 3',5'-cyclic-AMP phosphodiesterase activity. Gene Ontology annotation, biological process: signal transduction. Lineage: Eukaryota; Metazoa; Arthropoda; Insecta; Diptera; Drosophilidae.